Molecule: messenger RNA, 1404 nt
Organism: Dendrobium catenatum
Lineage: Eukaryota; Viridiplantae; Streptophyta; Magnoliopsida; Asparagales; Orchidaceae
Product: dirigent protein 17-like
Exons: 2
Coding region: 364-930 (188 amino acids)
Source: RefSeq, a predicted model, not a curated record
UGAGCCGCGGCUGGUGUAGUUAACAAUAAGGCACUCUCCUCUUCCUGCCUUGAGGAUUUUCCUCUCGACUUCUCGAGCGAUUCCAUUUCUCACCAACUUCAUCGAGACCACCCUAAAGGCCGCGAAAAGUACUUUUAGGGCUUUGAUUUUUUAUGCUGGAAGCCUCUCUACAAAACAAUCGGUCAGCCUGUGGUAUUUGCCUGCUCCAUCUGAAUACUUCACCUCUCUGAUUUUGUCACACGCAAACCUUCUGUCGGUCACUCUUCAAGCGCCACUAAUAGCAUUCCGACUUCUUACGUCAGCGCUCUCUGCCAUUUCCGAAGACGGAUAUAUUUCUUCUGUUAACCUUAUGCUAAAAGCUGGAUGUUCAAAAUGGAGAAGACAGUUAAGGGACAAGAGGCAGAAUCUCCAGUUGUUUUUGAGGUCGAUGGAGAGCCGGCUGUUGUGAUUAAUGGCUUGCCAAAGAACAUUUCAUGCAAUAAGAAACCUGUAGUUAGUUGUGUUGGGACUUGUGAUAAGCGGCUGGCUGAUGAUCCAGUUUUUGGCGAGUUGCUGGAAGGAAGGAAGGUUAAAAAAUUAUUUGGAGGCCAAUAUUACCAGGGAGAAGUGGUGAAAUAUGAUUCUGAGGUGAAUUGGUAUAAAGUGGUUUAUGAAGAUGGCGAUUCUGAAGAUCUUGAGUGGCAUGAGCUAGAGGAGAUCUUGUUGCCACUUGAUAUUAAUAUUCCACUAAAAUUGCUGCCUUUCCAGAGUUGCUUACAAAAUAAGUAUUUUCUUGAGCCAAAAAUAAGAAAAAGCAGCCAUCCUUUCAUGGAGAAGACUUUAGAGCCUUGCCAAAUCAGCCAGCAAAUAUAUGAGGUGCCUAUUCAAAUAGAUUACAAAGCUGGAAGAAAUUGGGGCCAUGUCAGAAUACAAACAAUCUUGGAAGAGUGAUAAGGACUUUCAGAAAGUGUUACAGAAGCAAAAUAUAAUUCUAUCAGAAAGUGUUAAAACUACGAUAGAGUUAAAGCUUUGAGAAAUCUGCUCACAAAUCAGAAGAUAUUUCUGCUGUAUCUUCCUAAAGCCUAUGAAAUAGAAGGUCAUCAAUCAUUAGAAUUUAGUACGAAUGAGGAUACAAACAGGACUCAAAGUUUAGUAGAAGCAUAAGAGGAUUCUUAGCCAACCAUGGAAAUGGCUAGAGCUAUUUAGCAAUAGAGAAUAAAAAAAUCCUCAGUCGAAGCCAGUGCAAUUAGAUAUAAAGAUUACCCUUGACUUUCACACGAGGGAGUGUGCAAGUUAUUUUGUAUUUGACCAUUUUGCCAUCUUUAUUUUUGGAACAGAUUAACCUAAUAUCUUCUCAUUUUCUUUCACUUUUCUUGCUAACCAUUGAAUUACUUAUUCUAUUAACAAAACAAACGUGGUAGAACA